Messenger RNA from Caenorhabditis auriculariae, 4957 nucleotides. Lineage: Eukaryota; Metazoa; Nematoda; Chromadorea; Rhabditida; Rhabditidae. The record is from the annotation of a GenBank genome assembly.
AUGAGGUUUGAGUUGAAAAAAAUUUUUUUAUUAUUAAUUUAAUCAACUGAAAGGAGGUCUUUAAAAAAAUUUUUUGAGUAGAAAAAUAGGUAAAAUAUUAAUUAUUGCUGAUUGUUUUUUUAAUUAUUCAUAUGUUGAAUGAAUUUCUCAAAAUAUAAAAAACUCGAGUUUCCGACUUUAGGAGCUUUUUUUGAGUUAUUUUUUUCGUAGCUCUCAUUAAGUUCCUUUAUAAAAAGUUUGCUGCUUUUUUUCACAUAUUCCUAAUGUUUCCUAGAUUGUCGGUUUGAAAGUUUUUUUCAUUCAAAAUAAUGGAUUGUUUCGACUCGAAGUAAAGACUUUCAAAAAAACAAAUUUUAUCAGUAAAAGUGUUUUUGAAGCGCGUUUUGUGGCCUUUCUUAUCGAAAAAAUUGUGCUUAGGGAUUUUAAAACAGCCUAUCAAGUACGGAAAAAAGUAUUUGGAUCUAUACGCAUUUCUAAAACGGAAAUAUGAAAGUACCCAUGCUGCAGGGUGUAACCGAGAGAAUUGAAUGGAAAGGUGUCAUUUAUUAUGAAUGGGGCCUUGAAUGCAGUUUUUUUUUCUCUUUUCAUUGGGUGUAGCCGAUCCCAACAAUAUUAUUUUAACCAGUUUGAAAAAGCGUGAAAACAAUAUUGAAGUAAAAGUACUAAUGUUUUCAGUAGGCACUUCAACUAUGCCUUAGCCAAAACAAAUUUUUAAGCAAUAGAGAAUAAAAUUUGAGAAUAAAAAAAAUUAUUUUGCAGCGAAAGAUGUGUGGCGGCGGCCUACGCCGAGGUGAUGAUCUACAACGAGGCGGCGAAAAAAUGGCAGCCGCCAGGAGGUUCCGAUGGACAAGUCAACAAGGUAUCAUUUGAUCUCACGAAAUGUGACAGGAUAACUGUACAGUAACGCUGUCGAACUAUUUUGUGAGCUCUUCUCAAAUCUCUUGCGCUUGAUUUAUAAUCAAACGAAGACAUUUUGAGCUCAACUUGUUCAGUAAACUUUAUUUUUAAUACUUUUUUUCAUAGCUGGCAAAAAAACUGAUAAAGUAAAAAAAAAUAUUCGAACUUUUUUAUACAUUUGAAAACCAUGUUAGCCCUACAUGCAUGAAGCUUAUUUCCACUAACUUUGUAUAUCUUUCUGAUGUAUAUUCUUACAUAAAAAAAUUUUUUUGCGAACUUUUUUUUGUAAAACAAAAAUAGUAUAGGCCAUUCCGCGCUAGCUUGUCACGCUUUUCUUUCCGCCAAAACUCCAGGUCAAAUUUAACCAACUUUCGCUUCAAGACCUUUGUUUCUUGCCGUUAUAAGAGCAGAAAUUUGAUCUAAUUUUGUAUACGGUCCUUUUGGCGGAAAGAAAAACGUGACAAGCUGGCGCGGAAUAGGCUAUAUCACCAGUGAGUCUGCAGAUCUUUGCAAGUCUCAUUCAUGAGUCACGUUUUUCAGGUGGAAAUCAUGAGCAGCCUCCACAAGACGGCGUUCCGGAUCGUUUCCCUCCGAGAGCGCGUAGGACAUUUCCCUCGCUGUUCCCUGUAAAUAGAUUUUGGUUUUGAAGGACGGCGCCUGCAUCCUCAACUGCAACAUCUACAAUCGCCUCAAGUACCAUCCCGCCACCAGCACGUUCCACCAAUGGAGAGAUGAGCAUCGACAGGUUCCUUUUGAGGAUCAAAUAAACACAUUUCUGAAAAAAUGAUAGAUUUUCAAAUAACUUAUUCCGAAAAAAGUUCAUCUUAUCACUAACCUCUAACAUCGAAUUCCGUACUGAAGUUUUCUAUCACUUAAAACAACUUAUAUCUUUUUUCAGAGAUGUAAAAGUUAAAAGUCGACAAUUUUGAGUUGAAACUUCUUAACGGAAUUGAAGCCAGGAAAUAUAAUUUUGAACAUCUUUUGAAAAAGGUUUGAGCUUGAAAAUAGCCACACAGCAUUUUUAUCAGCUUAUAAUCGUUCAUCUAGAAGUUCAUGGAUCAUUACUUUUCUGUUGGCUCAAAUUCGAAUGAGAAUUGUUUUUAUUUCUAUUUCGCUGUAUAUUCAAUAGAAAAAAAUCUAGAAAAAAUCUUGAAAUCUGCUCUUCUUUUUAAAGUUCUUUCUCGAGAAUUUGUACUAAUUUUUUUGGCAUAGGAUUUGAAAAAUCACUUGGAUUGAUUACUUGCAUAAUUAUAUAUAAUUCUAUGUACUUCUCGAAAAUGUUGAAAACGGAGUUCAGGUCUACGGUCUCAACUUUUCUUCGGAAGUCGACGCUCGGAAUUUCCUGAGCGCCAUGGGUCAGGCCGUUGAUCAACUGAACCACCAGCCUCCCACCGAAUAUCAUUCUAUCAAUUCAGGUAAACUUUUUUUUCUCUUUUUAAGAAGCGAAGUUAUCUCUGACUUUCUAAGGUUUAAUAAUCUUUUCCACUCUUUGAUGGUUAUUCUGAAUUUAGCGGAUUCGCUCUGAACAUGGCAAAAGAAAGUCGAAAAAAUAGAAAAAGUUUUGGCUGUUAAAAAUUUUGAAAAAAGUUGGAGGCACUGCAAAAAAGUUUUACCGGAAAGCUUUCAAUGAAAUUGAAAACGCUAGUAACUGGUAAACGUUCGAAACAUUUGAAAAGCAACCUUUGGUAAGAAAAGUUUUCCUUUUUUUUUUGAAGUUUGAGCAUUUUUUUGGAGUUCUUAAAAAAUAAAUCAAUCACCUGAAAAGAAAGUCUUUCGGAACGUUCAGCUAAACCUUUUUGCUAGAUUUAUUUGCUAGUACAUAUCUCCCUUUGAAACCCCAAGGGAGAACAUUUACCAAAAUCAUCAUUUUUUCGGGAGCACUCUAAAUUAUUAAAUUUUCCCUGACCAUAAUCUGGACUUUAUCGUUGCCGAAAGCUUCUCAAAUAGUAAUCCGGCCAACGAGACUUAACAUAUCGAUGUUUUGCAAGUUCUCGUGCUGUCGGCCUUCUGAUAACUCAGGUUUUCUUUUUUCACAGUACUUGGAAUAGAAGACGUAGUAUAAUGGGUCCUUGAAACGAAUUUCGUUGAAGGUAUCGUUUUUCCAGACAACGUCUAUCAAGAUCCCCACCAGCACUUGUCGCAUAUCCACUCGGCGCCGGCUUUCGGAGAACACCACGAAAACGAGAACCACGUCGCCAACGUCAACGCCAGCUUUCGGUUAGUCUUCCCAUAACUCAUUAAUUAUUGAUAGUAUGUGUUUUUCUCUGGAAAUUGCAUAGAGCCACUAAGAUUUCUAUUGCAGCGUUUGGUUGAGAUAAUUUUUGGGUAUAAUUGGUUAGCUAAACGACUGAAACAUUUUCAAAAAUCAAUCACUAUAUGGAAUUUCUUAGAGUGAACUAAGAAACUAAAGAAAAUGUUCUUAGUCUUGGGGAAAAAAACUAAAUUAAAUACAAAUAUUUUUUUCUAUUUUACUGAAAAAAACAAAGAAAAAUUUUUUUGAAUACUUCUUCAUGGUUUAAUUUUUCUGAAGGCGUCUGGGUUUUUUUUCACAGAUUUUUCCUUUACAGGAAGUCUUCGCAGCCGGUGACCUCUAUGAACUCCGUUCUGGGGAUGAGUCAACAGCAGCGAAGAGCCUCCCAAGCCUCGAACAGCAGUGGCAGCGCCAUCGCUUCCAACUCUCAUGCCUACUCGCAGGUAUCUCGCCCAAGUCUCUACGAGUCUCCAACGUCAAUCCUCAGGAACAGUCGGACUCUCGAGGCUACUGGCAGUCGUCGGCAGCUCCUGCAGCUCCAGUCGCCGCCCAAAAUGCUCCUCCUCCAGCUCCAGUGCCUCCGUCUUCGGCAGUUCCGCCGGCGCCGCCUCUUCCACCUCUGAACAGCGGUGCUCCGCCGCCGCCGCCUCCUCCGCCGCCUAACUUCGCUGCCGCGAGUACGGCCAAAGGGACGAGGUUAGUAAUUUGAAUUUCCUCGACAAAGCUUGCACAAGAAGCACUUUCCAGUACCAUUCAGCUUUUCUUGCUUUUCCACGAAUUAAAAAAAAUUACAGUUUGGCCGAUCAGUUGAAGAUGAAAAGCGCGGCUUUGAACAAGACGGUCGGACCAAAGGAGACGAGAAGCCCUGCAGAACAAUCGACGGCAGCGCCACCACCAGCACCUGGUCAGUUUCAUUUUUUUUAUCAUCAAGUUCAAAAACUCAUGUCACUUUUGUUAAGAUUAACUUUAUUGCAGCUUCUGGAAAUCUGAUGUCGGAACUGGCGGCGACGAUCAACAAGCGGAAGAUGACGCAGGCGAAGGCCGACGCCGUCGACUCCAAGUCCAACACGAGUAACGGUCUUGAACGACGUCGCCUCCCGAUUCGCUCACCGAUCUCCAUUUCAGCGUCGACAGACAGCGGCUGCGGCAUUCCGCCGGUCAACGGGGGCCUCACCAACGGGAACGUCAAGAAGGUCGCCGACGUCAAGCUCAACGGCAGCGACAGUCCCAAAACCCACAGGAAGUCGGACUCCAAACAGCUUCCCGUCCUUACAGAAUGUCUUUCAGAGCUCCCUCCGGCUCUUCGAUUUUCUCGCAGGACGAGGCGAAGGCCGCUAAUGUUGCUGAGCUUCUAGAGAGGUUUGAAACUUCAUCUUCUUUACUUUUUGAACUUUUUCUAGAUAGACAGAUAGAAAAUUUGCUCAGUGGGAAAUGUUAUCAAUUUGGGGUUUUCGGUCUCGUUCUUUUCUAUGAAGUAAAAGCGAGAUGAUUCGAGAAAAUUUGCCAUUUUUUUCCUUGUUUUUGAAAGAAUAAAGAUAUAGACCAUUACUCUAAUUUUUAACUUUCACACAAAAUCUUUAUUUGCCAUUUACCUUGUGUGUUUCUCACCUAGAUCUGUAGUAAAAAUAGGAUGAAAAGUCCGAAACAAAAAUCUCAAAGUUUACAAAAAUCUCAAAUUUUUCAACUUUUUGAUAUUUAUAAAAUUAUUGCAGAUUCAAAGCGGAUCUGAUGGUGGAGGUGCGGUUAGAGAUAAAUAAAGCCAAGCAUGACAUCAUUGAGGCCUUAAGAUCUGAACUAUCGAGAAGAUAG